AUGUCGAGCGACGGCGACGAUCUGGACGAGGACGAGCUGCUGCAGAUGGCGCUGAAGGAGCAGUCUCAGCGCGAUCUCAACUACCGAAAACCCUCGCAGGCCGCGCAGAAGCCUGUCCGAAACUACGUUCAGCCGCCGUCGAGCCGCGCGGCGGCGAGGAACACCGGACCGGCGGGGUUUUCGCAGCAGAAGAAGGGGGUCAACAAGCAGAGAAAGCCAUCGCUGGACGAGGACGAGGAUUCAGAGGUGGAGCUGCUGAGCAUUUCGUCCGGGGACGAGGAUGAUCGAGGCGGCAUGGUUCGGAAGAACCGUGUCGGGAGUGGGAGGGAGGAUGACAAAUGGGACGGGGAAGAGCCUAACUGCUGGAAGCACGUAGAUGAAGCUGAGCUGGCCCGGAGGGUCCGCGAGAUGAGGGAAACACGUGCAGUUCCUGUAGCUCAAAAGUUUGAGCGGAAACCAAAAGCACUGACCCAUUUACAGUCACUUCCUCGCGGCAUGGAAUGGGUUGAUCCUCUUGGACUUGGGCUAAUUAACCACAAAACGUUUAGGUUGAUCAGCGAUAAUAUAGCAAAUGCUCCAUCACCCUCUGUCGAUUUGGAACCUCUUGAUCCAAAUGCUCGGGAAAAAUUGAACUAUUACCUGGAGAAAUUCGAUGCUAAACUAUUUUUAUCGCGAGUCCACAUGGAUACUAGUGCUGAAGAAUUGGAAUCUGGUGCUCUGUCACUGAAGACUGAUCUCAAAGGACGCACCCAACAGAAAAAGCAGUUGGUGAAAGAAAACUUUGAUUGCUUUGUCUCUUGCAAGACCACUAUCGAUGAUAUUGAGUCAAAGUUGAAACGAAUUGAGGAUGACCCUGAAGGUGCUGGAACUAAGCACUUGUUUAACUGCAUCCAAGGAGUUAGUUCUCAUGCUAAUCGUGCUUUUGGUCCCCUAUUUGAGAGACAGGCCCAAGCAGAGAAGAUUAGGUCUGUCCAAGGAAUGCUUCAAAGGUUUCGAACACUGUUUAACUUGCCCAGUGCAAUCCGUGCUAACAUUAGCAAGGGUGAAUAUGAUUUGGCUGUAAGAGAGUACCGGAAAGCAAAGUCAAUUGUUCUUCCUUCUUAUGUAGGAAUUCUAAAACGUGUCCUUGAGGAAGUUGAAAAAGUAAUGCAAGAGUUCAAAAGCAUGCUUUACAAGGCCAUGGAAGAUCCAAAUAUUGAUCUAACCAAUCUUGAAAAUAAUGUGCGGCUUCUGCUGGAGCUUGAACCGGAGUCUGAUCCCAUAAAGCAUUACCUGAAUAUACAGAACCGCAAAGUGAGAAGUUUGCUUGAGAAAUGCACUUUAGACCAUGAAGCACGGAUUGAGAAUUUGAAGAAUGUGCAUCGUGAAAAAGCGUUGUCUGAUGCAAAAUGGAGGCAAAUUCAGCUAGAUAUAAACCAGUCUUCAGUUGUGGAUUACCCUCUCAGUGACAUAAGCUCCCAUCUACCUGGGCAUUUAUUCCCGGCGGAAGCGUCUAGUGAAGAACUCGAUGCUCUUCGGGGUAGAUACAUUGCACAGUUAACUGGUGUACUUGUCCAUCACGUACCAAUCUUUUGGAAAGUAGCGCUUUCAGUUUCCAGUGGGAAAUUUGCCAAGUCCUCUCAAGUGUCUGCUGAGCCAACCACAAAUAGUUCCUUGAACAGAGUGGAUGAUAGAGUGGGAGAUCUUGAUGAAGUUUCUGGCAUGAUAUGCAAUACUCUAUCAGCGUAUGAGUCCAAGGUCCUCAGCACAUUCCGUGAUCUUGAAGAAUCUAAUAUCCUUAGUCCAUACAUGAAUGAUGCUAUAAGGGAAAUCUCCAGAGCAAGUCAAGCUUUUGAAGUGAAAGAAUCAGCGCCUCCAGUUGCUGUCUCUGCUCUGAGGACACUUGAAUUGGAGGUCUCAAAAAUCUAUAUUGGCAGGCUUUGCUCAUGGAUGCGGACUUCAAUAGAAGAGACAUCAAAAGAUGAAACUUGGGUCCCUGUGUCCGUUUUAGAAAGAAAUAAGUCACCAUAUUCUAUCUCAUCAUUGCCUCUGGCAUUUCGUGCAAUAAUGAUCUCAGCAAUGGAUCAAAUUAACACGAUGCUUCGUUGUUUGCAAAGUGAAUCAGCAAAAUCGGAGGAUGUGUCUGCACAGCUUCAAGAAAUCCAAGAAUCAGUUAGGAUUUCGUUUUUUAAUUGCUAUCUGGAUUUUGCUGGUCAUUUGGAGCAUGUUGGCUCUGAGCUGAGUCAGAAUAGAUCAAACAUCGGAAGUUCACAUUUCCAAAAUGGAUAUGGUCAUGAGCCAAUGGAGAAAUCAGUAGACCCUCUUCCUGGAAGUAUUGUUGAUCACCAUCAACAGCUGCUAAUGGUUCUGAGUAAUAUCGGAUAUUGUAAAGAUGAACUUGCGUACGAGCUGUAUGGAAAGUACAAAUAUGUGUGGCUGUCAAGCGGAAAAGUUGAGGAUGAUGUUGACAUUCAAGAGCUGGUCAUGUCUUUCUCUGUUGUUGAAGAGAAAGUUAUUUCACGAUACACUGUUGCCAAGGCAAAUUUGAUUAGGUCAGCUGCCGUAAGUUACUUGUUGGAUGCCGGAGUCCAAUGGGGAGCAACACCUGCUGUUAAAGGCGUUAGAGAUGCAGCUGUUGACUUACUUCAUACUUUGGUAGCUGCACAUGCAGAGGUUUUUGCUGGCUGUAAGCCUCUGCUUGACAAAAUCCUUGGUAUUCUUGUUGAAGGCUUGAUUGACAUAUUCCUCGGCCUCUUUAACGAAAACAUAGACAAAGAUUUCAGGGCAUUGGAUGCCAAUGGCUACUCUCAGCUAAUGCUUGAGCUCGAAUAUUUUGAGACCAUAUUGAAUCCUUACUUCACUCAUGAUGCGAGGGACUCUCUCAAGUCACUGCAAGGGGUCCUAUUGGAGAAGGCCAUUGAAACUGUGACGGAGACCGUAGAGACACCAAGUCAUCAGCGGCGGCCUACACGAGGAAGUGAUGACGUGCUCGAGGACAGGCUGUCAUCUGCAUCUCCCGAUGACCUCAUUGCUCUUGCCCAGCAAUACAGUUCAGAGCUACUUCAGGCGGAGCUCGAGAGGACGAGGAUCAACACGGCAUGCUUUGUGGAGGCAUUGCCGCUCGACUCAGUUCCAGAGUCGGCCAAAGCAGCUUACGCUUCUUUCCGAGUGGAUUCUCCAAGUCGAGCCUACAGAGGCACUCACUCAGUUGGUUCACCCAGUUUCUCCAGGCAUAGGCGCAGAUGA
Messenger RNA from Striga hermonthica, 3225 nucleotides. NCBI's taxonomy places the organism in Eukaryota, Viridiplantae, Streptophyta, Magnoliopsida, Lamiales, Orobanchaceae. The record is from the annotation of a GenBank genome assembly.